AUGGCAGGCAACGGCAGGGAUUUACUACCACCGCUGCUCUUCGCCGACCCAGGUGGAAUGGUCGAAGAACCAGCGCCAGUGGUAUCCAUCGGCGAUAUGUAUGCGUGGGACGUGCUGCUCGAACUUGGCACAGAGUCCGAUGUGCUCCAAAGAGGCGUGCGAGCUGGUCCCAAAGGAGAUGGAACAAAGCGAGGCGUAUAA
This is a messenger RNA of Neoarthrinium moseri, 201 nucleotides long. RefSeq lists its product as uncharacterized. Bases 1 to 201 code for a protein of 66 amino acids. NCBI's taxonomy places the organism in Eukaryota, Fungi, Ascomycota, Sordariomycetes, Amphisphaeriales, Apiosporaceae. The transcript has a single exon. The record is from RefSeq and is a predicted model, not a curated record.